UGUAAAAUAGUAAAAACAUAGCAUCAUGGAUCAUGAAAAAUUGUAAAAUAGUAAAACAUAGCAUCAUGGAUCAUGAAAAAAGUAUAACACAACAAGACAUCAAAGUUUGGUGACCACCAAAAGGCAAAAACUAAAAGGAGUAGGGUCAGCUUUGCCUUGUGCUUAUCUCAACAACUACCAACUGUUUGAUGAUUGUCUUCCGGAUAAAGCCACACAAAUAGAAGAGACAUUAAUUAAAACGACGUGGCAAAUAGAACUACGAAGUUUCUAGGGCCUAAAGUUCCAAAGCCUUAUUACCCAACCGGCCCAUAUAAAUAACUCAUAAAACAAAAAAAAACUGCAUAAGAAAAGACAGAACAGAGGAGAUGAUGUCGACGACGGCAAGUCACGGGAGAGCGAUGAUGCUUCCAUCUCCAACGAAAGCGUUACAACAUCACCGACCGUCGAUCUUAACCGUAUCGGACAUGUUCCACGUAAGACGAACGGAACCGAGGCGGUUCCGGCUGGUUGUUACAGCGACGGCGAAGUACAAGGGGACGAAGAUGAGGGAGGAGAAGCUAUCGGAGAUGAUAGAGGAGAAAGUGAAGGAAGCUACGGAGGUGUGCGAGGCGGAGGAUAGAUCGGAGGAGGAGUGUAGAGUGGCGUGGGACGAAGUGGAAGAGGUGAGCCAAGCUAAAGCAGAUCUGAGGAUCAAGCUCAAGCUUCUGAACCAGGAUCCGCUCGAGAGUUUCUGUCAGGAGAAUCCAGAGACCGAUGAGUGUCGAAUCUAUGAAGAGUGAGAGAGUUUCGUGUUUUUUUUAAUGAUUGUAUGUUCAGUUCAGAUGUGAUUUUUUUUUUUAUAAUAAGAUAAGUGUCACAUUUGUUAUAAUUGGACAUGAAACAGAGAUAUUUGGAGAUCUCAGUUUGGUUAGGUAACAAGAGAAACGAUCAUGGAGAGUAGAGAGAGUGAGAGACAAGCUGGGCGUUAUCAAACGGCGUCGUGUCGACUUCCGUGUUUAAACGACUGUCUCGUGGUUAAAAAUUUAACAUAAUGGGCCAUUGAGUAAAUUGGGUCUAGACUAACUCGCCGGGUCCGAGUGUUAAAGCGCAGGCCCAAUCUCGUAUCUACCGGCCUUUUUUUUUCUUAGAAAGAAUCACAAUCCUUAUUGUUUGUAAAUCUACCUGCAUAGCCCAUUGUUUUUAUUUGACUAAAGUUAGCCCAUUGUUUUUGUCUUUAGAAAAAAGCAAUCAAAUAAAUAUAUUGGUAAUGGUCACCAUCUAGAGUACUAAUCUCUCGACCAGCUGUGUCUGCGUCAGUGACUUCGUGUAAUGGUUCCAG
Molecule: messenger RNA, 1318 nt
Organism: Eruca vesicaria subsp. sativa (arugula)
Lineage: Eukaryota; Viridiplantae; Streptophyta; Magnoliopsida; Brassicales; Brassicaceae
Source: the annotation of a GenBank genome assembly